AUGAUCUCGAUCGGAGGAAUCUUGCAUUUACACGCUCCUCUCCCACUUGCCGCGUAUAGUCCAGGAACUGGUUACCCGCAGGAGGCCAAGCUGAAGAAGCAUGAAGGCGCCCUCGAAGGCCGUUUCAGACCCGCUCCGAGCACGGGUAUCGUGACCACCGUCCGCCGGUGGACAGUGGGCCUCUCUACUCCUUGGGUUCAAAUUUCUCCGCUCACCCUUGAGGGAGCGACACCGACUAUUGGACCUCGGGGCGAGAUUCAACCGAUGGAAAGCUUCCGAUGCUCAGCGCCUGAGCGCCUCCUGUUGGGGACCAAGGGCACGAUUCCAGCCCACGCAGCUGCCCGACUUAUUUCGGACGACGACGACAACAACGACGACAACGACGACGACAACGACAACGACGACGACGACAACGACGACAAUGACGAUGCCCCUCUCGCUCGGCCUAGAAGCCAACAAAUAAUGAGGAAGGAAAGUGGUGGCGAAUAG
Neurospora tetraspora is the source of this 489-nucleotide messenger RNA. RefSeq lists its product as uncharacterized. The record is from RefSeq and is a predicted model, not a curated record. Bases 1 to 489 code for a protein of 162 amino acids. The transcript has 3 exons. NCBI's taxonomy places the organism in Eukaryota, Fungi, Ascomycota, Sordariomycetes, Sordariales, Sordariaceae.